Seminavis robusta is the source of this 549-nucleotide messenger RNA. The record is from the annotation of a GenBank genome assembly. NCBI's taxonomy places the organism in Eukaryota, Bacillariophyta, Bacillariophyceae, Naviculales, Naviculaceae.
AUGGGCCUCUUAGGACGAUUUCGAAGAAGCAGCAACGACGGCGUUGAGAAUCAUCCUGAGAUGCCACCACCCAAACAGGAACCUGAAGAACCUGUGCUCCUUAUCCGUUUGGGAGGAAUGGCUCACCUCAAUGAGAUUGUGAACGAUUUCAUCGAUCGAGUCAGUACCGACCAGAGAUUGCUGGUAUUCUUCGAGGGAGUCGACUACCGAGUCUUGGCUUUGCACCAGAAACGUUUCUUCACAAUGGCUUUUACCAAAGUUCCUGACAGCGCGAACUUGGAACUGGUAAUCAAGAAGCACCAUCAACGUCUAUUCGAGCGUGGGCUAGACGAGAGACAUUACGACAUCGUAAUCGGUGAACAUAUGGUUGGUGCUAUCAGGGCACAGGGCUUCAGUGAUGCCAUUGUCAGUGAAGUUUUGUGCAUCCUUGCACCUCUGCGCAAAGCCUUUGAAAAGGCAGCCUGGGAAGCGACCUGGGAUUACAGAGUCCCCACCUCUUCCCACAUGAAAGGACAGACAAUCGCGACACUUUGCUUUUCGGACAAGUAA